UCUCCGCGCACUAGCUGCGCCCCGCGCACGGCCCCUGAAUGGGGGCCCCGGCACUCGCAAAUCUCUCGGUCUGCUAAUCACUUUCUCUUCUACCUUUCUGAAGAAGCAGUAUGAGGUUACGUCAGACCACCAAAAGUGCAGGCCAAGCAAAUGAGCGGCUGAGGAGCUAUUUGUAGGCAUUGCUGCUGAAGCCGGGUAAGGCUGCUCACCCUCAUGCGAUCAAUGCUUUAAACUCGCUAUAACACUAGAAGCAGCAUGCACCGCAUUUCUUUAUUUCGUUGGGAAUGAAUGCACUUGGAGAAAUGGGACAUUGCGCAUCCAUCCAGUGCGCGUAAAAGCGCAAUUAAUUGGAAUUCAACAUUUAAAUCUAAAAAAUUGAAACUUAAAAGGAACUCGGCACACGAUGACGAUUCUGCAUAUUUCAGCAGGCAGAUUGUUGCGUUAUAUCAUACGUUUCUAUUAAAUCUCUCUUGCUUUGAAUUCAUCAUGCCUCACGCGCGCAACAGGAACCCGAGUCCAAUCCCUGAGGUGACAUGGGACACUGGACUGAAAGAGAUGAACGAGACCUGGAAGGGGGCUAUUGCUUGCUUGGGGGUUGCCAUCUUUUUUGUCAUGACAAUUGGGAUCAUUUAUUGGCAAGUUGUGGAUCAGCCCAACAAGAACUGGAUUCUGAAGGGGACUUUCAGCGGGCUUAUAUGGGAGAGGCGGACGCAAACCCUGGUCAUCCAGACACUGAGCGAGGACAAAACUUUCGCUGAGAUUGACGUCGGGAACGUGGGGAACCCCGACAUUGAGGUUCCCUUCGUAAGGAACUUGUGCUGGCUUAACAAAACCGAGUUCUGCUAUACAUGGGACUCGGUUGCAGAGGUGAAAAUAUCUUUGGAAACAGAAGAGGCAUCGGAAACUGAAUGCUACACCGUAACAUGGUCUCCAAUUCACUGUCAUGUGGACCUGAAGGACUGUUUCUCCAUGGCGAACGUUUCGUGGUACGGAGGCGCCAGCGUCCACGCGCCCAGCUGGCCAAUAAACGACGCAAACAUUUCCAUGCAAUCCUUCAGAGUCAGCGACCUGAGGGACAACCCCUCUGGCUUCGGAUCAGUUUUAGAGCGUUACUUCCUGGGAUCCUCAGGUGUGUCUGUUCUAGUGGCUCCGAACAUCCCUCUACAUGUGGGCAUGGAAAGCAGACAGCAGUUCUGUUUGCAAACCCCCGCGAGUAUGGACCGAACGCCCCUGCAGUACACCGUGUGCGUCGGACACAACGUUAAAGCCGUCCACCAAGAGUCAAUGCGGCAGCUCUCCACAGCCACUCGACAAAUGCCGAACAUGGAUGUCUUAAGGUUGCCCUUCUGGAAGCUUCUAGAAAAUGUGGACUCUGGGGCCAAGCUCGAGAAAGAGCUGAGACUCUUCUCAAACCGUCUGAAGAGGCAUCGCCUCAGUGAGGGAGUUAUCAGACUCGAUGAACAUUCCACUGCUCUCCUCUCCAACAUGGACCACAGCUACCUCAAUAGCAAGAAAAGGACGUCUGAGAGACAUACCAGGGACAUCCCUUUUGUAAAGCUUCUGAACAUUUCCAUAACCCUCUCCCCAUACCUGAGCGUAGACUCCCAGCAGUUCCAAACAUCCAUUCAAGAAGGUAUUGAAGAUUACUGGCUGAGCCUGCCGUCGGGUCCACAGGGUCGACUGGUGCCUCUGUUGACCCAGUGGAAAGGAAAAUACAGUGUGAAGCUCAACAUCACCAACCCAAAAGCCACUCAUUGGUUUCUGGACAAUGUAGACAUCUUGCAUAGCCAUUUGGGUAUGGAGUACGUCAUACUGGAAGGCGGCGAGGGAAACCCUUUUGAGGAACAGGCACUACGCUCCCCUCUGGCGCUGGUCGGAGACGAGUACAUUGGGCUCCUUGCUCAACUGGCAGAAAGGAUAGGGGACAAUACUAUUGUGACCUCAGGAACAAGGUCCAGCCACAAGCCGCUGUUCAUCCAUAUGAGUGCACUGCAGUCCGACUGGAGUUACUCGGGCCUCAAGGGCAUCAUUCCAUCCCUACUGCAUCACAGUCUUUUGGGAUAUAAUUUCUUCAUUCCUGAUGCAGUAGGAGGAUCACUCUCUGUCGAAGCGGUUGAAGACGAAGAGCUUUUUGUCCGCUGGCUGGGGAUUGUGGCUUUCCUUCCUGUCAUCAGCUUCCAGACACCUCCAUGGGCCUUUGAGAAGGAAUGGGUCCUAAACAUCACCAGACUCUACAUUUCCAAGCACCAUGACUUUGUAGUUCCUCUGAUACUGAAAUAUGCAGACGAAUGGCAAACUAAUGGAACCCCCAUCUACAGACCACUAUGGUGGAUUAACCCAGACGACCCAAUUACAUUCACCAUUGAUGAUGAGUUCCUUAUAGGAGAUGAGGUUCUUGUUGCACCGGUGACUGAAAAAACAGCUUUACGAAGAGAUAUUUACCUGCCCGUAAGUGAUUUUCAGUGGCAGGACACAAAAAAUGCUCAAGUGUUUGACGGAGGGACGUUUCUGGAAAGUUACCCAGUUGGCCUCGGGGACGUGCCGGUUUUCGUACGACGGAGAUCCUGAGGAUUAAUUAUCACAUUUUCGUACCAUUUCACUUCUGCAAUUGCACUUUCCACAAAGACCAUUAUCUGUGUCUCAAGGUGAAUUGAGAGUAGAUAGAAGAUGAUUUUACAUUUGCACUUUAAAAAUCAAAGUGAUUUAUAUUUUCUCACGAUUUUUACAUCUCUCCUGUUUUUCUCUCCAGUUUUGUUUUGUUAAUCAUGAGCUUCUUGGCUUUAUCCUUGGAACGCUGUGGUUUACACUUGAUCAAUUCUUACGGCCUCCCACACUUUCACGGUUUCCAACUCUCAUGACCUGGAGCUGGAACUCGAACACUUUUUUUCUUAAUGCAAUCAGUGGAAUUUUAUGAUGAAGACGACCAAACAAUCGGAAAAAAUGCUAAAUCGUAUCAGCAAAUAUAGACAGCAAGGAAAAACCGUUGCGCUACAGUUGAAUCAAGAGACAAAAAACUCAACUCGGACGGGUUUUUACUUGAACUUUAAUGAACAUUUGGUAUAGCUUUGUAAUGUUUUAAUUGUACCUCAACUUUUCAUGGUGUUUUUUAUGUAUAAAAUGAGUGAAAUUACAAGAAGCACUUACUGAUGGAAACUGAAAUGAAGGGUUUUUAGCAAAUACAGCACAAUCAUUUUUGGCAAUGAAAAAGUUGAGCCAUUUGCAAACAAAUCAUAUCUGUACAGUCUUAGCUUUAAUGCCACACACUAAUUUAAAAGAAUUGUUUCAUAAUGAUUUUUUGAUAUUAUGUUGAUUUGUUUAGCUUUCUACAAUUAUCACAUAAUACCAGUAUUUAUAUAUCAUAAGUAGCGAUCAAAUUACAAUGUGUCAAAGUAGAAUUAGCAUUUUGAUUCAGACUAAACGUGAUCAUUCAGACAAUAUGACAACAUUACAUAUACUUUGAAUACUGUGGACAUUUGUAUAUUUUGAGCUCACAUUUUUAUCAAAUUAUAUUGUUGGUAGUUUUUAUUAAGCUGAAUCUUACCAUUACUAAAUCAUUUGGGAUAAUGCUUCCAGAUUUUUUCCCAAAGGAGGACAUCGUAAAACUACGUUGUGUUCUGGUUUAUGCAGCAUUGGAUAACAUUCAAAUGAAUCUUGUAAUGUCGAAUUAUAAUAGUACAAUAGUGCUGCUACUUUCAUUCACUAUUGAAUCUCUUGUGCCUUGACAAGAAACCUCGAAUUGUCAGUCCGUGUGUAAAACACCAAAUCACAAUUGAGACCGCAUGACUCAACAGUGCAGCGAGAGAACUCGAUCGGUAUAACCUGAUACUUGUGGCCUACUGGGAAUGUCCUCUUAAUCCUCACUGUGAUUGUGAAUGUUUACUGUAACUGCAGGUUUCUCAGGUCAAACAUAUCAAAUCUGAAAGAAAAUAUGUCUUACUCCCCAGCACAAUGUCUUAAUCUAUUGGAUUUUGAUGCUCUUUUCAUUUGAGCACUUUUUGGAGACAAUUGGUGAUAGAGUUUUGGAGCAUCGUUUGCUUGUAUUUUAUAUUUAAAAUCAUGCUAUGACGGAUAUGCUGAAAUGUCCCAUGCUGAGCAACUUUACAUCGUUUUUUUACCUUAGACUUCAGGUGUCUCAAGCCAAUCAUCAGUAUGCAUACAUCAGUGCCGUUCAACUUUUUAUCUUCUGUAAAUCUGAAAAAUAGAUAUGUCAAUCUGUAAUAAAGUUUACAUUUUGUUACCGUAGGAAUCCACUGUUUCGACUGUACUUGUAUGUGGAUAAGUCUCGGAAACUUGUCAAGGUUACAUUACACCCAAAAUCAAUAUUAAGAAGAAAUAAUUACAAAAUUUAAAUAUUGACGUAUUGAUUAAGAGAACUUGGUAAAAUGUAAUGUCUUUUUCUUUAAAUUUUGAAGUGGCAUAGGCAUGAGAUGAACACAUGUACUAAUGUGUUAAAUGCAAACAGAUACAUCAGAGACAUUAGAUCCCCGUGGUGUUUGAAGGGAGAUUCUCGGUAAACUAUCUGAUAGCGUGUUGAAAUUUCCAUCCUGUGUUAUUUUAAAAAGACAUUUGUAGAGGUAGGCAGCAUCUAUGGACCAUCCAAUGAUCAUAUGUCUAUACUGCGUGUUAGCUUGUGUCCGCAGAAAUACACUGUAAAAAAUAAUAAUACGCUGGAUUUACUUAAAAAUAUAGUGCAUGAUUUUUGCAUCCACUUUUUUAAGUAAGUUUUGAUUGAAAUUUUAAGUAAUUGCAUAAAUUGCUUACAAUUCCAUGUAAUGCAUACUUUAAAAAAUGGAUGCAAAAAUUAUGCUAUAUUUUUAAGUAAAUCCAGCCUUUGUUUUUUUCUGUGU
Molecule: messenger RNA, 4847 nt
Organism: Misgurnus anguillicaudatus (oriental weatherfish)
Lineage: Eukaryota; Metazoa; Chordata; Actinopteri; Cypriniformes; Cobitidae
Product: SITS-binding protein
Biological process (GO): carbohydrate metabolic process
Molecular function (GO): hydrolase activity, hydrolyzing O-glycosyl compounds
Source: RefSeq, a predicted model, not a curated record